Phragmites australis (common reed) is the source of this 4828-nucleotide messenger RNA. RefSeq names its product disease resistance protein Pik-2-like. The coding region runs from base 841 to 4407 and encodes 1188 amino acids. Lineage: Eukaryota; Viridiplantae; Streptophyta; Magnoliopsida; Poales; Poaceae. The transcript is spliced from 5 exons. Gene Ontology annotation, biological process: defense response to other organism. The record is from RefSeq and is a predicted model, not a curated record. Gene Ontology annotation, molecular function: ADP binding.
CGUAAGUUGACAAAAAAUAUUCCUAUGGGAAAUGCUACUUUGUAUUUACGGAGAAAUACAGUAUUCAUGGAAAAUGCUAAUCGCAGCCAUUUUCCUUUACGAAUGAGGUUCAGACUUGCUGACAGUGACUGCUAGAGCAAGGAGAUAUUUCAAGCCAAUUUAAGGUGUGAUACAGGCACAUCACAUUCGUUGACCGACUUGCUCGUACGUGUUCAGAGAUUAGCUCGAAUAAUUUAGGAUCUCCCACUGCGAGUUCCAUGAUAACACCAUACUCGCCUACCUCAAUAACGCACCCAAUCAAAUGCAUCCAUAUUCUAAUUGGCAAUCUUGGUCUUGGGUCAAGUCAACUUGUGUUUAUCGGAUCCAGAUCUCAUCGGAUUGCUUUGUAGCUUCAAACACAGGAGCUCAACCAUUCAUCCUGGAACCCCUCCCCAGCUAGGAUCCCUGAAGUCUUCUUCUCCAGGACUACUGAGUUUUCAAAGUUUCUUCCUCGUUGGAAUACUGGGAGAAGGUUGCAGAAGUUAUAAUGGAAUUCAACAUGCAGAUCCAUUGACCCGAGACGCACAGCUUUUACAUGGUUGUCAAUUUGAAGUGUUCAGCUGGCGAGACUAAGUUUGUGAGUCUACUGCCAAAUUAAUUUGUUAUUAGUCCAAAUCAUCUCUCAGAUCUGGUCAUUUCGUUUAACAAUGUCCAAAUUAGCUGUAUCUCAGCUGAUCUCUCCUUUUAUAGUCUCAUCUCUUUGUUCUUAGACGAUGCACAAUUAUGAGCAUUAGCAACAUUACUUGCGACCUGCUACCACACAACUAAAACGUAAGUAGAGAGUGAGAGACUGCACGAGCAAUGGCAGAUCUCGUGGUUGGCUUGGCCAGGUCGGUGGUAGAGGGGGCGCUGACCAAGGCGCAGUUGGCAAUCGAGGAGGAGGCAAAGCUGCGGCAGAGCACGCAGCGCGAUCUGGUGUUCAUCGCAGGCGAGUUUGAGAUGAUGCACUCCUUCCUCAACGUUGCCAACGAGGAGCGUGUCAAGAACAGUGUGGUGAGGACCUGGGUCAGGCAAGUCCGCGACCUGGCUUACGACGUGGAGGAUUGCAUUGAGUUUGUUGUUCACUUGGACAACGAGCCAAACUGGUGGCGCCGCUUGCUGCCGCCGUGCAUGGCGGUGGCGGCGCUGCCCCUUGAUGAGGCAGUCGCUGAGAUACAACAGCUGAAGGCCAGGGUUGAGGAUGUGAGCAGGAGGAACUCGCGCUACAGCCUUAUUAGCGACUCCGGCUCAAAGCCCAUCACGCAGCCACAGCCGGCGUCCAGCACCGCCGUCAGCACGACAGCGCUCGAUAUGCUCGUUGAGGCGAGGCACACUGCGAGAAAACAGCAAGGCUUGGGGGACCUCACCCAGUUGAUCGCCAAGGAAUGCAGUGACCUUGGGGUGAUCUCGGUGUGGGGAACAGGUGGUGAUCUUGGUACGACGUCCAUCAUCAGGAAAGCCUACCAAGACCCGGAAAUUUGCCAAAACUUCGGAUGCCGUGGCUGGGUGAAACUGACACAUCCUUUCAAUCCCCAUGAGUUCCUUCAGAGCUUGGUAUCUCAGUUCUACACAAACUCUUGCCUGCAAGAAGGAACCAAUGUAGAUGUAAAUGAACUGAAGAGGAUUGAGGUUACAGCGACCACGCAAGGCGGACUCAUUGAUGCGUUCAUGAAGCAAGUAAAUGAGAAGAGGUACCUAGUUGUCCUGGAAAACGUGUCCACAAUGGGAGAGUGGGAUGGCAUCAGGACAUAUCUACCUGACAAGAAGAACGGCAGCUGGAUCAUUGUAUCCACGCAGCAGUGUGAAAUCGCAAGCUUGUGCAUCGGGAAUUCUUAUCAAGUGUUGGAGCUGAAGCAGUACUCAGCUGAGCACUCUGUAUGUGUCUUCUUCAAGGAGGGUUCUCAAGGUCAUGGAGUUAAAGGUGAGGAGAUCAAUAAGGUGAUGGACAGCAGCAUUGAGAUAUUAACACAUGACGGAAUGAGCCACAUGAGUUACUUUCCCACAUCUAAAAGGAAAGCUGCCCGUGAUUGGAUGGACCAUUUUUACCUUGUUGAACGCGAGUUAGAAACGAACCAACUUCGUCACUAUAUUGCCAAGGCACGUUUCAAUGCUUUCCAAGUGAUGUCUCUGUGGGGGAUUGCUGGCGUUGGGAAAACAGCCCUCGUCAGGAACUUGUACUAUGACAGAAUUCUUCGAAGUGGCUCAUCAUUUGACAUGUACGGUUGGGUCAAUGUACCCCAUCCGUUAAAUCUAAGGGACUUCUGUCGGAACCUUCUUUCUGAUUUGCAUUCAGAACCCCUUCAAUCCAUGGGAAUCAAAGACCCCAUUCAAGAGUGUCGUAAGAUUCUAAAAGAACAUCGGUGCCUCGUCAUAAUUGAUGAUCUGCAGUCCACGGAAGAAUGGGACAUAAUUCAAGCUGCUUUAGUAUCUAGACCUUCCGGAAGCAUUAUCAUUGCCAUUACAACUGAAGCAAGCAUCGCCACACAUUGUGCAGAUAAUGAAGAGGUCAUUCUUAAUGUCAAAGGUCUAGAAGCUGAAGCAGCCUUCAAGCUCUUUCAAAAGCAGGUACUUAAGAAAAAGACAUCAUCUUCUAUAACGGACUCCAAAGCUGCGGAGCUACAAGAACUUAUACUAAAGUGUGGCGGACUUCCCAAAGUAAUAGUUGCUAUAGCUGAUUUUUUGGCACCCAAGACAGUCACAUGGAUGGAUAGUGCAAGUUCUAUGAAUCGCAGAUUUAUGCAUGAGCUGGAGAGCAGCCCAGAGUUCGCUAGUCUACAGGCACUAUUUGGCUGGAUGCAUUCGUACUUUCGUACAUGCCCAGAUUUCCUCAAGCCAUGUAUCUUCUAUCUAUCGAUUUUUCCAAGAGACCACUGCAUUCGACGGAGGCGUUUAGUGAGACGCUGGAUUGCGGAGGGCUACUCCAGGGACUCCGACAAGAGUUCUGCAGAGGAGAGGGGAGAGUGUUUCUUCUCGAGGCUGCUUGAUCUGAGCAUAAUCCAGCAGCCACCACAUUCAGUCACAACUGCAUUCAAUGACACAAGAAUGGUAUUGUGUCAAGUCAACAGUUUCAUCCGCGAAUACAUCAUCUCUCGUCAAAUGGAAGAGAACCUUGUCUUUGAACUGGGGGGCAGUUGCACCAUGACCACUCAACGCUCAGGGCGUCACCUCAGCAUACUGGAAAGCUGGGAUAGAGACAGAAUUGUGUUUGAAAACAUAGAAUUCUCACGGCUACGGUCUCUGACAGUGUUCGGAAAGUGGAGAUCCUUCUUCAUCUCUGACAGGAUGAGGUUGCUUCGGGUGCUGGAUCUUGAGAAUGCAUCAGAUGUGAAAUACAAAGACCUCAAACAAAUGAUGAAGCUGCUGUCUCGCCUCAAGUACCUUUCGCUACGAGGAUGCACUGAUAUCUGCCGGCUGCCGAGUUCAUUGGGUGAUUUGAGGCAGCUAGAGACUCUGGAUGUCUUACGUACCUCUGUUGUGACGAUGCCAAUGACCAUCACCAAGCUAAAGAAGCUGCAGUACAUUCGUGCUGGUACCAUAAUACCAAAAGAGGAACAACUAACACCAGAUACCUCGGCAUCACCGUCAUCAUCUGUGUUCUGUAGAAGUCGACAACUAGAUGGUGUUGAGGUGUCUACAAGGAUUGGGGAAAUGACAGCAUUGCACACGCUCGGUGUUGUAAAUGUCAAUUCUGCAGGGGGGAGGGCAAUCCUGAAAGAGCUCAGGAAGCUCACCCAGUUGCGCAAGCUCGGGCUUUCAGGUAUCAACAAGAAAAACAGCAAGGAGUUUUUCUCUGCACUCUCAGGUCAUGGCCAUUUGGAAUCCUUGUCAGUGCGGGUAAACAAGUAUCAUCAAGAACUUUUGGAUGGCAUCUUCCCCAACGUUGCGGUGUUCUCGCCACCAAAGAAUCUACAGAGCCUUAAACUGUAUGGGCUUGUAGACAAGUUGCCAGUAUGGAUCAACCCUCUUCACAAGCUCACAAAGUUGCAUUUGGAGAUGACUAUAUUAGCAGAAGAUACCAUUAGGGCCCUCCAGGAUCUUAAGCUUUGUAUUCUACGUCUCAGUAUCAAGCAGCUUCCUGGUGGUAAGCUCGACUUUUGUGUCAUGUUGCAUGGAGAAGAGUUGCGAUGCUAUGAAACAGUAAAGAUACUUGAGAUUGCUUGCAGCUCCACCUUCAAUGUAACUUUCGGAUCACAAGCACUGCAAAAUCUUGAGCUGCUGAAGGCUCACUGCUUGAGUGGGUCAAGGUCUCAAUUGCAAUUCUCUGGGCUAGAAAAACUGUCUGAACUCAAGGAGGUCCAGAUUAAGGGUUCCCAUGACUGCACACUCAAGGAAGCCUUGGAGCAGCAACUCGCCAUGCAUCAAAAGAAUCCUGUUUUGAAGAUUGAGUAGCUACGUUCGUCCGGUGAUUGAUGCUGAGCUCGAGACCAUUGUUUCAGUCGGCCAAGCAUUGCCGGACAAAACGAUCGGUGCUAUUCAUUUGCUGGUUUUUUCUUUCUCGCUCCUACUCAACCCUAGUGUUCUGGAUCGGAAUGCCUGUGUAACUGUCCUGCGCUGCAACCAUCGGGAGAAGAAAAAUACAUAACUAGUCGGUACUUUUCCUAUAUGCAUAAUGCAUUUUACGUAGUGAAAUACAUAACUAAACGCGGUCCGUUUUAUGGUUCGGUACGGAAAAAUCCCAGCUUAUAUAUCUUAUAGAAAAAAAAUGCUCUCGUGAUAUAUUUAUAUGUAUAUGCUAGAAUUUGGACAUGUCCAUUUCUGUGGCAUUACAUUCAAAAAGCAAUUGCUAUGGUAUUUAUCUUGAUAUCUUGUA